AUGCCAGUUAAAGCCAUACCUAAAGUAUCUAUAGCACGUAAUGGAUUAGGAACAUAUGUUACACCAUGUUUUAAAAUCACUAUACAAUAUUGUAAUUGGGGAGGUUCAUCAAAUAAUCUUCGUAAGAUUUUAAGUAAUGGAAAAUUAAAUGAAUUUAUUAAAAAUGAUAAAAAUGAUAUAUUUUUCGAAAUUAAAAAAAUUAGAGGUCAUCCAAAAUUAAUAUUUAAUUAUAAUAAUGGAAUUAAUAAAGAAAUUGAAAUUAAAAAUUUAAAAGAACAUGAAAUUUUAAAUAAAAUUAAUGAAUUUAGUUCUAGAUCAGGUAAUGAAUUAUUCAAAUUUAAUCAUAAAGUUAAAUCUAUUAAUGAUUCCGUAAGAGGUAUUUGGUCUCCUUUACAUACUCCAAAAGAUCAUAGACAUAAGAUCUAA
Molecule: messenger RNA, 426 nt
Organism: Candida tropicalis MYA-3404
Lineage: Eukaryota; Fungi; Ascomycota; Pichiomycetes; Serinales; Debaryomycetaceae
Product: mitochondrial 54S ribosomal protein mL43
Exons: 1
Coding region: 1-426 (141 amino acids)
Biological process (GO): mitochondrial translation
Cellular component (GO): mitochondrial large ribosomal subunit
Molecular function (GO): structural constituent of ribosome
Source: RefSeq, a predicted model, not a curated record